This is a messenger RNA of Paramecium octaurelia, 7221 nucleotides long. The record is from the annotation of a GenBank genome assembly. NCBI's taxonomy places the organism in Eukaryota, Ciliophora, Oligohymenophorea, Peniculida, Parameciidae.
AUGCUCUCUGAUACCAAGUAUGAUAUUUCACUAUCAAUAAGCAAUCAACUUUCAACAAAAUUGUCUCCUAAAUUGAAAGGAAUAAUAGUGUCCUAAUUAAUCAAGACUUAAUCAAAUCUCACCUUGCAAGAUGCAUUUAUAAGGUAAGCAACUUUCCAAUUUAUUUUAGAUGGUAAGUAAGAACUAACCCUGAAAUAGUGAAGUAAGCAGUUGACAAAAUCCUAUUAAACUCUAAGUUGAAUUAAUUUAACGCCUUCCACAAACUCAAAUUCUUGUUAGGGUAUUAAAAACUAUAAGGUAAAUAGCACAAAACCACCUAAGGAGGCCAGAAUGAAUGCAAGAAAAAAAAAAAAUUUGAGUUUAAUCAAUUUGGCCUUAUUUAUUCAAAAAAAAGAAUUAUAACUCAAAAGAUAGGCUAUUGAAUCAAUUAAACCAACCUCACAAGAUUCAAAUAAAAUGCUUGGCUUAUUGAUUUGGUCAAUAAGUUCAAAGUAUAGAGAAAGAUAUUUACGAGAAAAGUUUAAUUGGUGGAAGUUAAUUGCUAAAAUUAAAUCCAACAAAUUAGAAAAACAAUUAAAAGCAUUAGAAAGAUUAGGAGAUGAAUAUAACAUGAGAAAUGAUAGAUUAGAUAGAUAAAGAUUAAAAGAAGUAUAAUAUAUCUUAAUCAUAAUCAGGCUUUUGAAAUUUGGAGGGGAGACUUAUUGAAUUUCAGACUAAAGAAAAAGUUCUUUGCUGUUUUACUUAAAACCACAUUUGGAAGGCUAUAAAGAUGUUAUACAAGAUGGGUCGAUUUACCUGAUAAAAGAGAAAACGACAUUAAAAAACAAGGAUUAUUAUUAAUUAAUAAAUUAGGAAAUAAAGUGGACUAAAAUAAAAGGUUAGUUUGGAAUGCCUUCAAAGAUAUUCAUGAUGAGGCAAAAAAUAAAAAAACCAAAGUCAUAAGAGAAUUGAUUGAAGUAACAUUCAAUUAAUCUUAUACAGCAUUUUAUAAAUGGGCUAAUUAUAAUACCUAUGCAAAAUUAACUGAAACUAAUCUUAAAAAAAUUAAAUCAUUGAAAUAGAGUGCAAAUGUAACUCACUAAUUAGUCAAACAAGAAACCUUCAAGUUAUUUAAUCUUAGCAAAAAAAUGUAAAUCUGUUCAUUCCUAGACAAAAUUAUUUUGAAAUUGCAACAAAGGUAAAAAUUGGAUGCUUUGAGAUUAAUAGAAAAUUACUGUGUUCAAAAGAAAAUGGAAGAAAAACUCAAUAAUAUAAACAAAUACGACUUAAUAUCUAGAUUAAAAGAUACUGCCAAUAAGACUGAAAAGGGGCUUCUUAAAUAAGUCUUAAGAAAAUUUCAAAUUAAUAGAGAAACAUAUGAGAUUAAAGAUAAAUAUUUCGGUAAGAUUCUCCUAUCUGUUAAUGGAUAAUUGAUUGAUUCAUUUAGAAAAUGGAAAAUAUUGCCCAACCCUGAUGAUAUCAAUAACAUCUAAAAGGUUUCAAAAUUUCAGAUGAAACUCCAACUGUUUGUAACAAAUAAACACAAGUAAGCAUAUGAUCCUUUAAAAUAUCUUUAUUAUGAAGCCUUGUAAAAAAAAAGAUUUUGUAUAAGAUAAUUAUUUUCUGUUACGAUGAGUGCUCCUUAGAGAUAUAUAAAAUAAUGGCAGAAUGUGGCAAGAGUCUAUAAAUCAGUAGUAGCAUGUUAAAAAACGAAUAAUUUAUUCUAUUCUCUAGCUAUGAUAAUACAGUCAAAUCUGCUUACAUUCAUAUAAAACAAAAAAGAUGUAGACAUUAAAGAAAAAUGUAUAUAAAAAAUAUUAGCAUCUCAACAUAGUAAUUUAGCAAUUGCCUUCUUUAGGUGGAAAAGUCAGAAUAAAUAGGACUAAAUUUUGGAGAGAUUGGGAGAUGAAAAAAUGAAGUUUCUCAUAUUAAAUUUAAAGAAAUUCUUAGAAAACGAUAAAAACUAAAGAUUAAGAAGAGCUUUAAAUUNCAUGAGAAAUGAUAGAUUAGAUAGAUAAAGAUUAAAAGAAGUAUAAUAUAUCUUAAUCAUAAUCAGGCUUUUGAAAUUUGGAGGGGAGACUUAUUGAAUUUCAGACUAAAGAAAAAGUUCUUUGCUGUUUUACUUAAAACCACAUUUGGAAGGCUAUAAAGAUGUUAUACAAGAUGGGUCGAUUUACCUGAUAAAAGAGAAAACGACAUUAAAAAACAAGGAUUAUUAUUAAUUAAUAAAUUAGGAAAUAAAGUGGACUAAAAUAAAAGGUUAGUUUGGAAUGCCUUCAAAGAUAUUCAUGAUGAGGCAAAAAAUAAAAAAACCAAAGUCAUAAGAGAAUUGAUUGAAGUAACAUUCAAUUAAUCUUAUACAGCAUUUUAUAAAUGGGCUAAUUAUAAUACCUAUGCAAAAUUAACUGAAACUAAUCUUAAAAAAAUUAAAUCAUUGAAAUAGAGUGCAAAUGUAACUCACUAAUUAGUCAAACAAGAAACCUUCAAGUUAUUUAAUCUUAGCAAAAAAAUGUAAAUCUGUUCAUUCCUAGACAAAAUUAUUUUGAAAUUGCAACAAAGGUAAAAAUUGGAUGCUUUGAGAUUAAUAGAAAAUUACUGUGUUCAAAAGAAAAUGGAAGAAAAACUCAAUAAUAUAAACAAAUACGACUUAAUAUCUAGAUUAAAAGAUACUGCCAAUAAGACUGAAAAGGGGCUUCUUAAAUAAGUCUUAAGAAAAUUUCAAAUUAAUAGAGAAACAUAUGAGAUUAAAGAUAAAUAUUUCGGUAAGAUUCUCCUAUCUGUUAAUGGAUAAUUGAUUGAUUCAUUUAGAAAAUGGAAAAUAUUGCCCAACCCUGAUGAUAUCAAUAACAUCUAAAAGGUUUCAAAAUUUCAGAUGAAACUCCAACUGUUUGUAACAAAUAAACACAAGUAAGCAUAUGAUCCUUUAAAAUAUCUUUAUUAUGAAGCCUUGUAAAAAAAAAGAUUUUGUAUAAGAUAAUUAUUUUCUGUUACGAUGAGUGCUCCUUAGAGAUAUAUAAAAUAAUGGCAGAAUGUGGCAAGAGUCUAUAAAUCAGUAGUAGCAUGUUAAAAAACGAAUAAUUUAUUCUAUUCUCUAGCUAUGAUAAUACAGUCAAAUCUGCUUACAUUCAUAUAAAACAAAAAAGAUGUAGACAUUAAAGAAAAAUGUAUAUAAAAAAUAUUAGCAUCUCAACAUAGUAAUUUAGCAAUUGCCUUCUUUAGGUGGAAAAGUCAGAAUAAAUAGGACUAAAUUUUGGAGAGAUUGGGAGAUGAAAAAAUGAAGUUUCUCAUAUUAAAUUUAAAGAAAUUCUUAGAAAACGAUAAAAACUAAAGAUUAAGAAGAGCUUUAAAUUUAUUUCAUUCGAAUCUUUAGUUAGCAUAAUAAAUAAAGAAAAUUAAUCUUAGAUUAAUGUAGACCUUAAUAGGAUAAGUGAAUACUAGCUUCUAGAAAUGGAGAUAUUUACCUGAAGAUAGAGUAAAUGGAAAAACUGUCAAGGUAAGUAAAUUCAUGAUGUCCCUUGGCAUAGUUGCUUAUAGAUUUGUGAAAGUAAAUUCAUGGAAUAUCUUGGAAGAUUAUCUAUUGGAGGGUUAAGCUAAAAAGAAGUAUUGCAUAAAUAAAAUCUUUUCUGUUGGAUAAAGCGAUUUAAAAACAGCGUUUUUAUCUUGGCAUAGAAGAUCAUGGGAAAUGAAAAUGUUUGAUCAAUUUUCUUAACUGAAUGUUACAUUGAAUGAUGAAAUAAUUAAAUAAAGAUUAGUUAAUUGGAUUAACUCUGGAAAUAAAGUUAAGCAUUAUGCAUUAAUCGAAAUUUUAAAGAGAUUCCAUUAAAAUGGCUAAUCUCAUAAUUUAAGAAGAAAAGCAUUAGCAAUAAUACAUAGAAAUACAAUCUCUUAAGUUUGGAUAUCAUUUAAUAAAUGGAAAUAAAUUCCCGAACUUGAUUAUUCCUAAUUAGCCAAAGGUACUAAAUUUGAAUAAUCAUUUAAUCAUUUCUUAAUUCGUCAAGCUAAGAAAAAGAUUUGGAAUCCAUUAUACGAAAUAUAUGAUGAUGCACUUGCAAUAAGAAAAAGAGCAGUAUUGCUCCUUGUGAAAACAUAAGAAUCAGAACAACAAAAAGCUCUUAGCAAAUGGAAUAAGAACGUAUCUUUGAUUUAGGAAGUUGAGAGAUGCAAAGGUGUUAUAUUACUAUUUAAAUUUGUGGGUGAUUAAAUUUAAUGUAAUUUGUAAAUUAUUUAACCAAAUUAAGAGUCAAGAUUAAAAGAAAAAGCGUUGUUGAAAAUAAUUGGAGGUAAUUAUGAUUUCAUAAGAUAUUUUUUUAUCAGAUGGACAAAUUAUUUAAAAUUUGAAAGAAUAUAAGCAAUAGUAGGAGAGAAAAAAGAAUUUCUAAUCCGCUAGAUUGGAUUUUUUUAUAGAAAUAACAUGAAAUCUAAAUUAAGAUUGGCAUUGUCUAAAUUCAAAAGAAAUUCAGUUCUUAGUGCAGUUUAACAGAAGUUUUUUUCAAGAUUAUUUUCUACCAAGUUUGGAGGAGCAAUCGUAGCUUUUUAGAAAUGGAAAAAUCUUCCUGAAAUUUAAAAUUAUGAAAAUGUAAAAAAGGGAAGAAGAUUAGAAAAACUACUGGAAAACCUUUAUAGAGGCAGAAUCAAAUUAUCAUAUGAACCAUUAAAAGAUGAGUAUUAAGAAGCUAUGAAUAAGAAGAUGCAUUGUAUUAGAAAAUUAAUCAUCUUAGGAAUGGGAUUAAAUAAGAGAUUGUUUUUAUAAUGGAGAAAUACAAAUAGAUUAUUGAAAUCAAUUGAAACUUGUAAGUAAACCACAAAUUUCUUUUAAACUCUUGCAUUUACAUUAUCUGGAAAUGUCUAAGUCAUUUUUAAGACCAAUCAAAUUUAAGAGAGACUCUUUGACAAAAUGUUCUCUUAAUAUAACAAUUUAUUAAGAUGGGCAUUCAUUAAAUGGAAUAAUUAAGCUAAAUCAGAAAAGAUUGCCUCGUAGAUGGAUGUAGAGAAACGAAAGUUUUUGUUGUUUGCUCUUUAAAGAAAUUUGAAACAUAAUCAAAAUGGAUAAUUAAGGGAUAUAUUGAGAAAAUUUAAUGAUGGACGAAAUAGAAUAUAUUUAAUUAAAAAAAUAUAAUUGAAGUUUUUACAUACAUUAGCAGGUUAGGCUGAAACCUCAUUUUUUAAAUGGAAACAAUUACCUGAUCCUUCUAAUUUAAAGCAAGCAUCAAUAUUUGAAUAAAAAUUACAUUUUUUUAAGUUGUAAGUUUUAAGAAAGAGUAGUUUUAAAUAUUUACAAAACAUAUAUUAGGACGGAUAAGCCAAAUAAAAAUAUUCAAUCAAAAAGUUGUUAUUUAAUUGUAUGAGUGCAGAAAAGAAGGCAUUCUUAGAAUGGAAUAAAGUAAGUGAAUUGUAAAGGACAGAAGAGAGAGCCAGUAAAGUUUUUAGUUUCUUCGGUUCAAUAAAUAAAAUUCAAUCAAAUCAUAUGUACUUCUUCUUUGAGGAUUAGAUUAAAGAAUUAAAAAAGUAAGAAGAACUAGUUCGAUUAUUAAAAGAAUGGGAAGAAAUGUUCAAAGAUUCUUAUUAGAAAUGGAAAUAAACUCAAGCUAAAUUAGAUUUAUUGGCCAGCCAAAAUAGGUAGAAGUAAAAAUUUUCUAUCAUUGAAAUACUAAAAGAUUAUAUUUAAAAUAAAAAGAAUUACAAUUUAAGAUUGAUUUUGAGAAAAUUCAGUAAUUAAAAUUAGAAUCAAAAGGCAGUUAAUAAAUUUUUAUUGGGAAUAUCAAAUUCCUCAAUCGGCUAAUUACAUAAUUCAUUUUAAAUGUGGAGAAGAUUACCUGAGCCUUAGAAAACUAAAUAAGGAUAUAUAUUUGAAAAGAAAAUGUUUGGUUUAUUUAGAAGACAACUCUUAAAAUCAUUCGAUAGUCUACAAGAUCUUUACUUUUACGCAUUAAACAAAAAGAGAAGAGUUGUAUUAAUAUUGGUAAGAACCACAAAAUCAUAAUUAUAAUAAUCAGUACAAAGAUGGCGUGAAGCAAAAAAUUAAAUGAAUUAAAAAGAAAUACAGAAUGUAUAAGAAAAUAGAAAGUUAGCAAUAUAAUUGUUUUAUUAACAUAAAAUGAAUUAGUUGAAUGUUGCGUUUAUUGAAUGGAGAGAUACUAUUAGAAUACACACAAAUAAAUAAGAAAAUAAGAUUCAAAAAGAAGAAAGAUUGAAAAGAGAAGCUAUUUUAUUGUUUCAAAAUCAUGCUUAUGUGAGGCUAAGAGUUUAUUUCACUUAAUGGAAGAUAAGGGCAGUCAAAAGAAAUAUGAUAUAGAUUUGCUAGGCAAUCUAAAGAAUGAUUUAAUUAAAUAGAUUUGCUGAAAAAGCCAUUAAGAAAUAUGUUAUGGAUAUUUGGAAGGGGCAGCCUUCGCAGAAUAAGUGGUUUAAGAGAGUAGCUGAUAUUAUAGCCAAGAAUUCAAGAAUUAGUAAGCAAGUAGCUUAUUGGAGAAUGAGAGACAAUAGCUUAAACUAAAAAGCUGUUGGGUUAUCUACUUAAUAAAUUAUUAAAUGCAAGAAGCUUUUCAAUAAUUUAUUUAAAGCUUUUGAUAGAAUCAAGCAAAGAGCAUUUACUCAUUUAGAACAUUAUGGUAAAGGUAUUCCAGAUGAUACUUCAUUCUAACCUUCACACUCUAGUUUCCUUCAAUAGACUCCAAUUAAGGAAGCUUUCUUUAAAUCAGAUUUCGAUUCAAUCAUCUAAAAGAAUGGUCAAAAGAUGGCCCUUAAUACUAUUUCAAGGGUCUUUAAAGGAUAUUUCAAAUAGAGAUUUAUUGAAUUUAUGAUUGAAUUGGAUGAUUAGAAACAAAAAAGUCUGUCUACUCCAUAAAAAAAGGGAGCAGAGAAAUUGUAUGCAAUUCUGGAGCAAAACUUGAAAUUGAAGCAAUAGGUCAUUUGUUAUUAAAUAUCAUAAGUAAUUAUAAAUAGAAUUAAUCUAGGUUAAUGAAUAAGGAGUUUUGAAUUAGAUUAAUGAAAUUAUUAAUUAUUAGCAAUCAACUUAAAGUGCAAGUAGGUUAGAAUUAAGCUAAAUAAAGGAGUAGUAAAUAAAAAUAAAUGAUUAAGACAGAAUGAUAGAGGAUUUGCAAGAAAAAUUAAGAUGUAUGGCAAUUCACAGGUUUAAUUUCAUUAUAGAUCUUUUAGAUUAGUCAAAGCCUUAGAAAAAUGUGAAGAUCAUUUUAUUGAAGAUGCAUUUUUUGCCAUUUUUGAAUACUAACUUAAAUGAAUAAUUAU